Cylicostephanus goldi is the source of this 249-nucleotide messenger RNA. NCBI's taxonomy places the organism in Eukaryota, Metazoa, Nematoda, Chromadorea, Rhabditida, Strongylidae. The record is from the annotation of a GenBank genome assembly.
AUGCUGAAGCUGAAGGACAUGAGAGCCAAGCAUCUAGGCGAGAUGAGAGAGUUGAGUCAUGGAUGGACCAGUUCUAUCUGGCAUGAGUGGUACGAGAUCCUAGGGCUGUCGGAGAUUCACAGGAAAUCGAUCUUGAUGUAUCUGGAUGCGCUUGGACAACAUGUAACCAUGAAGCCCACGAGACCCGCAGACCGAGGCUACCCAUUGCCAAGCCGUCUCUCACAGCUAUAUGAAGAACGACGUGGGUAG